AUGAAAGCAGACGGACACUCAUCCACUGUGUUCCCCAAAGGCUACAACAAAACUCCAGGCGACUUGGAUGCUUCCCUGUCGGUUUCCGUUCCAUACACGCUCGCAUGUGAGCCGCAUACGGUUUACACUGGUAUAAUCCCAUACCUCUCUUCACAAGCUCGCCGCACUAUUCGCUCGUACAAUGGCGGCUCCGGUGAAGACGAAGAAGCCGAAGCAGACACGCCAACUGUCCCAGAGGCCUGCGGCUGUGAAGCUACGCCAAAUCCGACGACAGCGCACCGCGGACGAGCGCAUGGUGGAAAAGAUCAGCAGCCAGAGACGGAGCGCGCUGCGUCGAGCCCUGCGGCAGUCAUUGCACGCGACGACACGCUAUCUACCUCACGCGAGGCUGAGCAGACGAUCGGCAAGGCAUUCGAGACCCAUGCAAGUCUGUUUGUCUGGGACGGAGAGGAUGAGCCUCUACCACAUGAACUGCUGGAUUUGGGUGUUUGA
Molecule: messenger RNA, 492 nt
Organism: Neoarthrinium moseri
Lineage: Eukaryota; Fungi; Ascomycota; Sordariomycetes; Amphisphaeriales; Apiosporaceae
Exons: 2
Coding region: 1-492 (163 amino acids)
Source: RefSeq, a predicted model, not a curated record